GACAUUCAAUUCAAUUUGCCAUCUCUCUCCUCCUUUUCAGGGAAGAAUCUUUAUCACAUCUUUAACACAUGUUCCAUUUUCACCUCUGAUUUCACGAUUCUCUUAUAAAACCGCAAGAUUUCUAUGGUUAUGACUCAAUCUGGGAAGAAGCCUCUGCCGGCAAACAUGUAUCCAAAAGUGAAGGUGAGGGUUCAGAGAGAAGAUGCUGACCAAUAUGCUUAUGAGAAGAAUUCCUUGCAGUCUUUGAAGGCUUUUGAAUGGCUCUCUCUAAAUCAUUCCUCUUCUUCAGAUGAUUCCUCAAGGCCUGUUGUGAGAGUUCCUCAGUCUUAUGUCCCUCUAUCCCCUCCUCCGAGCUUCUACAGAUCCAAAGAGGAAACAAACAAAAAGAAUGCAGAUGUGAAAGAUGGCCAAAAAAGUCUUAGAGCGACUUCUGCCCCACGCCCACGUGCGGUCUUGUCAAGUCCAGACAACGAUGAAAUCAUAGGACAAAGAACACCAACACGAACACCAACACAACCUUUCCCCGGCCAUAAAAGUCGCCAUGCAAUUCAGAACAGACACACACUGUGUAAGAUCUUUCCAAAAUCCACUACUGCUGAGGGUCUUACGCCUAGAAAAACACACGCCAAGGAAUCAUCUGAGCUGAAAAACGACGUUAUAGCAAAAGGGAGAGUGACAGUACUGGGUGAUUCAAGAAUAAGAGCAGCUCCACAGAGGAAAAAGAUAGCUCCAUUUUAACUUUUCUGAGUUCUGAUGAACUGGUUUGGAGCUUACGCACUAUUUCCAGGAGUUCGAGUAAAAGUUUUUGAGUUCGGGAGAUAUAAGUAUUUCAGAUAAGGUAGAAUGUGUAUUUUUUUUGAUGUUCUGGAACAAACAGAAGGCUUUGUUUGUGUACAUAUGGAGUUACAAAUGGACAUGCCACAUGUAUUUUAUUUUA
Salvia hispanica is the source of this 937-nucleotide messenger RNA. RefSeq lists its product as uncharacterized. The record is from RefSeq and is a predicted model, not a curated record. NCBI's taxonomy places the organism in Eukaryota, Viridiplantae, Streptophyta, Magnoliopsida, Lamiales, Lamiaceae.